Molecule: messenger RNA, 4437 nt
Organism: Pseudozyma flocculosa PF-1
Lineage: Eukaryota; Fungi; Basidiomycota; Ustilaginomycetes; Ustilaginales; Ustilaginaceae
Exons: 2
Coding region: 1-4437 (1478 amino acids)
Biological process (GO): regulation of transcription by RNA polymerase II
Cellular component (GO): piccolo histone acetyltransferase complex
Source: RefSeq, a predicted model, not a curated record
AUGGCCAGAAGCGCUGUCACGACGCCCGCCGCCGCCACCACGAGCAGAGUUAGGAACAAGAAGCUCUCGUACAAGCAGAAGCUAUGCGUGCAGCGUGGCUCGCACCUUCUCAAUGCUGCCAACUCUGUGGUGGCGGGGCCUGAGCCCGAGUUCGAAGGCCACGAGCACGCACAGGAUUCGAACCUCGGCGUAGACUCGUCGGAGAUCUCGGAGCACCACCUGCAGGCGGCGCUCUCGUCGAACCAGCUGGCCACCGCCGACGCCUCUUCCCAAGAUGCGGCUCCCAAGGUCGUGUACAGCAUCCCUACGCCCGAGGCGCGGGGUGUCCUGUCGGCCAAGGAGUUCUCUGAGCUCUACCCCUCGGGCGCCUACCAGGAUCCCGUCACCUACAUCCGAUGGUCCGACACGGUCGAGGACGCCAUCCGCGGUCCCACCUACUGCAUGGACGAAGAUGACCAGGACUGGCUCGACACGCGCAAUUCCAAGGCGCGCGAGGAGCUGGCGCUGGCCAUGAGGAACAUCAAGCCCGGUGCGCAGGGCGCCGGCGGGGCCAAGGGCAAGGGCAAGGAGCGGGUUCGCGAGGACGUGGCCGCCAAGCUCACCCGGGACAACCAGGCAAUGCUGCGGAUCAUGUCCGAGGACCAGUUCGAGAUGAUCGUUACCGUCUUCGAGCAGAUCACGAGCGACCGCGUGCCGUUCCUGCACCUCGACAUGGCCAAGAUGCCCACGCUCGACGAGAUGCUGCCUUCGUUCGAACCCGACUCGGCGCUGUCGAAGCUGGCCCAGCCCGAGCUGCCGCCGUUGCCCUGGGAGGAGUCGUCGACGACGGCGGCCUCGUCAUCCGCCAGCGGCAGCUCUACCGCCACCAGCAGCAACGGCGCCACGACAAGCAGCCGCCGUCAGGCCUCGAAUGCGGCAAGCAGCCCGCAGGCGGACCUGACAGAGUGGAAGCCGGAGAACCCCUACAAGAACCUUGCCGACCUCAAGGCGCUCGCGGGCGUCGUAUACCCAUACUGGAAGAGUAAGAGGGAGGAUCGCGAGGGCAAGGCGGUCGUGGCGAGCCUCAACUUUGACGAGACCAACGACAGCGACCCCUACGUCUGCUUCCGCCGGCGAGAGGUCAAGCAGAUGCGCAAGACUCGCAAGACGGAUGCACUGCACAUCGAGAAGCUGAUCCGGCUGCGUACCGAGCUCGAUCACGCGGCUUCGCUGGUGCAGCUGAUCGCACAGCGCGAGAAGACCAAGCGCGCCUCGCUACGGCAGGGCUCGCAAUGCUGGGAAUCGGCCAGGGCGCUGGUCGACAUCAAGCGGCAGUGGGGCAUCGCCGGUCCGCAUCAGGGGCUCGAGGACGACGAGCUGCUCUCCGGCGAGAGGAGGGACAUCGGCGGGGCCAGCUCGGGCGCGCCAAAGAAGAAGCGCAAGACUGAGGAAGGCUCGACCACGAUCAGGCUGCCGAACCGCAAGUCGCGCAACGGAGAAGGGGAAUCGGGAUCCGCAGGGCCAUCCGGCUCCACCGCGGGUGCCGCUGCUGGCGUCCACGGUAUGGGCUCGGCGAUCCUCGAACGGGUCCACGCCGUCCAGGCCUACAUCGACCGGGAAUGCCUACGGAAGGCGGACGCCGAUCUCGGCUGGGAAGAGGGCAGCGACCUGGCCUUCCAGCCCGUGCCCGCCCCUGCGGCGCUGCGUGCGUUUCGGCCCAUCCACUCCGAGACUUCGGAGGACCGCAGCCCCUUCGCGCCGCUUCCGUCCCGCGUCGGUCGACCGCCCUCUUUUCGCAGACGUGUGGGAAGGGGCGGUCGCGUCUUUCUCGAUCGCCGGCUGCCUACGCCGAGCCCUGUGCCAAGUCACCUCGCUGACUGGCCGCGCUAUGGCGACCGUUCUGGGAACUGGGCCGCACGAGGAUCGACCGGUGCAGGCUCGUCCCAGUCCGAACAGCCAGCCCAGUCCCGUCCAUCCGCGCAGCCGGAGCCGUCGGCAUCGGAAAACUUGCACCAUCAAGCAACACUGAGGGGCCCCUUCGCCUUCACGCCCGACCUGCGUCCCAGCUUGUUGACGUCCUCGCAACGACCUCUGCCAGCAGCCGUCGACGUCGAGGCUGGUACCUCACCUGAGGGACCGUUCGGCGCCCCCGCCGCCACCACCGCCGCCAGCAGCAGCGGCAGUGGCACAAACGGCGCGACCACCGGACCCUUUGCCUUCGCUGCCGGCGUCGACGCUCAGUCACAAGCAUCUGACGCAUCGAGCACCUCGUCAGACUCGACGGACCGCUCCCACUCGAGUCUUAGCUCGAUCGGGGCUGCCAGCACUCAGGCCACCGAGGUCGGCGACAUCGACAUGCUCGGCCUCGAUGGCGUGCUAGACAAGCGCGAGGACGAGUCGGACUCCGAGUCGGAUGGGGAGACCGACACCAUCGCUGCGCCCGGCAACGCCCAAGGCUACAUGGCCGACCAGUGGGCACGCUUCCAGGAGCGAUGGAGGUACGACGAUGAAUCCGGUCGCUGGGCCGGCCUCGGCCUCACCGGUCUGGGAGGUAUGGAGGACGAUGAGGAGGCGGUGCUCGACGACUUCGACCAGAAGUUCAUGCGCUACAGGAUGACCUUGCUGGAGGAGACCGACCUCCUCAAGCUCUCGACCGACCUCACCAAUCUGCAGCACGCUCAAGCCGCGGCCGAAGCGCCCAGCCCGAAGCCGGCUGGCUACGUGCAGCAAUCCGCCUCGACCUCUGCCGGCAGCGCUGCCACUGCCUCACGCUCGACGGGCGGCGCCGGGUCCUCGACAAACCCUGCCAGUGCAGUGACCGUUGCCAACAACAUCAGCGUUGCGAUGCCCUCAGCAGCCCGGACGGCGGCGGUCACCGGCGGUGGCGGCUCCCAGAGCGCCAUUCAGGCACAACAGCUACAAGCUCAACAGCAGCAGCUCCAGCUUGCGAUGCAGCAACAGGCACAGCAGCAACAGGCCGCUCAGGCCGUGGCUGCGGCGCAGCAGUCGGCCGCUGCGCAGCAGGUCCAGCAAAUGCCCUUUGCUCAGCAAUCGGCGCUUCAGCAGGCACAGCUCGCGGCAAUGGCGGCAGCCACGCAGCAGCAGCAGCAACAGCAGCAACAGCAGCAGGCUCAGCAGCGAGGCGGCGCUUCUUCGCCGGUCGCCAAUGCGCAGCAGCGAAGGAUGAGCGGCCUGCAGGUCCAGCAUCAACAGCAGAUGCCCUUCCAGACUCCGGUUCAGGGUCAAGGCCAGCAGCUACAGGGGCAGCAGGCGGCGCAGGUGGCGAUGCAGAUGCAGCUGCCGAUCCAGAUGCAGAUGCAAAUGCAGAUGCAAAUGGCGGCAGCGGCCGCUGCGUCGGGCAUGCCCAACCAGCCCCACCCACUCUCGCAGUCGAUGUCGUUCGACGCUUCCGGCAUCCAGGCGCACCAGGUCCCCCGGUCGAUGCCCGCGGCUGCCGCUGCUCACUCGUCGCCGCUCCAGGCGGCCGGAUUUGUUGUGCCCAGCACGCAACCCUACGGCAACGGCUUGGGCAACGGAGUCAACGGCCUCGUCGGCAGCCCUGCAAUGCACGCGGCGCGGAUGAGCGCGCAGCCGCAGCAGCACGUGGCGCGGACGUCUUCUUCUCCCGUCUCUGCCGCGAACGGUUCGGGCCAGAACGGCGCUCGCCCGACGCCGUCUCCGGUGAUGCAUGCGAGCAUGGCUGUUCCCCAGCAGAUGCAGCGACAGAACACUGGCGGAGCGCCGAACUCGCACGCUGCGGGUCAAGGAGCCCAGGCCAACCAGAUCAAGCACGCCAACGGCUUCCAUGCUCUUCAAGCGCUGCAGCAAGCCCAGCAGGCCCAGCCGUUCGUCGGUCAGGGCGGAACCCCCUCUACGCCUCAGCAAGCCGCCCGGGAAGCUCAGCUGAUGGCGAUGAAGGCUGUACUAGCCCAGAACGCCAACCUUCAGCUUCGUCUGCCGCCCAACCGCGCCCUGCAGAUCGCUCAACAGGCGGCCCAGGCUGCUCUCGGCCAGAGUCAGCAGCUUCAGCAGCAGCAGCAGCACCAGCAAGCGAUCCCUGGAGGGCAGGCCAUGGUCGGGCAGGGCAGCGCUUCGAACCAAGGUUCCCCGAACAUGAUGCGGGCAUCGAGUGCGGGGUCGCCGCGUGCCAAGAACGUCACGACGGCCAACGGCGUGUCCAGCAACUCGUCGCCGUCGCCGCGAGCCGGACAGGCCAGCCGCGCCGGGAUGAUGGCCCAGCAGGCCAUGAACGGCCAGAUGCAGUUCGCGUCGGCGCCCGGCAGCAACCUUCAGCUCUCAGCGAGCCAACAGCAGGCGAUGCAGCAGCAGCAGCAGCAGCAGCAGCAGCAGCAGAUGAAGGCCGGCAACAUGGGUAUGGCCAACCAGCUCGGCAUGGCAGGCUCGCCCAACACCGGCCACGCCAAGGCGCAGCAUGCGGCGACGCCGAACCACGGCUAA